Molecule: messenger RNA, 3858 nt
Organism: Microcebus murinus (gray mouse lemur)
Lineage: Eukaryota; Metazoa; Chordata; Mammalia; Primates; Cheirogaleidae
Source: RefSeq, a predicted model, not a curated record
AGUCAGGGAAGCCUGGCAAAAGCCUCCAAGGCCCCUCCCCCGAGGCCACAGUCCUGAUUUUGGGUGCGGUCACCAUCCUGCCCCAGAGGCAGGAGGGCCCAGUGACUCUAGUCAGGAGCCCGCCCCCUGCUGCGUGACAUUGGCCGCUGGGAGGAAGAGUUACAGCCCAGCAGCUGCCACUUCUUACACAAACAGCCCAGGAGGCGGCACCUGAGCAGGCGGCCUGCACCUGCAGGGGAAGGAGCCCAGGGCCGUGGUUUUCGUUCCUCCAGGAACUGUGGACGAACCCCCGGAGCCCGUGUAUGCGAAUAUAGAGAGGCAGCCUCGGGCCACUUCGCCGGACACUGCCGCGGCACCCCACCCCAGCCCGGUGUGGGAGACGCACACGGACGCCAGCACCGGGCGCCCCUACUACUACAACCCAGACACGGGUGUGACGACCUGGGAGUUGCCCUUCGAGGCUGCCGAGGGCUCCGCUAGCCCAGCCACCUCCCCGACCUCGGUGGGCAGCCACGAGAGCCUCGAGACCGAGUGGGGCCAGUACUGGGAUGAGGAGAGCCGCAGGGUGUUCUUCUACAACCCCCUGACCGGCGAGACCGCCUGGGAGGACGAGCCCGAGGACGACGAGCUGGAGAUGCAGCCCAGCCUGAGCCCUGGCAGCCCCCGGGACCAGAGGCCCCCCACCCCCGAGACGGACUACCCUGAGUUGCUGACCAGCUACCCGGAGGAAGACUAUUCCCCCGUGGGCUCCCUCGGUGAGCCCGGCCCCACCUCUCCCUUGACCACACCCCCCGGCUGGUCUUGUCACGUCAGCCAGGACAAGCAGACGCUUUACACCAACCACUUCACCCAAGAGCAGUGGGUAAGGCUGGAGGACCAGCACGGCAAACCAUACUUCUACAACCCAGACGACUCCUCCGUCCGGUGGGAGCUGCCCCAGGUCCCUGUCCCUGCCCCUCGAAGCAUCCGCAAAUCCAAUCAGGACAGUGACACUCCAUCCCAGGCCAGCCCCCCAGAGGAGAAGAUCAAGACCCUGGACAAGGCGGGGGUGCUGCAUCGCACCAGGACGGUGGACAAGGGAAAGCGGCUGCGGAAGAAGCACUGGAGUGCCUCGUGGACAGUGCUGGAGGGCGGUGUCCUGACCUUCUUCAAGGACUCAAAGACCUCAACUGCAGUUGGCCUGAGGCAGCCUUCCAAGUUCUCCACCCCCGAGUACACGGUGGAGCUGAAGGGGGCCUCUCUCUCCUGGGCCCCCAAAGACAAAUCCAGCAAGAAGAAUGUGCUGGAGCUACGGAGCCGCGAUGGCUCGGAGUACCUGAUCCAGCACGACUCAGAGGCCAUCAUCAGCACCUGGCACAAGGCCAUCGCCCAGGGCAUCCAGGAGCUGUCCGCAGACUUGCCCCCGGAGGAGGAAAGCGAGAGCGGCAGUGUGGACUUUGGGUCCAGUGAGCGCCUGGGAAGCUGGCAGGAGAAAGAGGAUGACACGCGGCUGAGCACAGCAGGUGCGCCCGCCCCGGGCCCCGGGGGUCUGGAGAGCGACCGGAAGAAGGUCCGGCACAAGCUCCGCAAGUUUCUGCAGAGGCGGCCCACGCUGCAGUCGCUGCGGGACAAGGGCUACAUCAAAGACCAGGUGUUCGGCUGCGCGCUGGCCGCGCUGUGCGAGCGGGAGCGGAGCCCGGUGCCGCGCUUCGUGCAGCAGUGCAUCCGCACCGUGGAGGCGCGCGGGCUGGACAUCGACGGGCUGUACCGCAUCAGUGGAAACCUGGCCACUAUCCAGAAGCUGCGCUAUAAGGUGGACCACGAUGAGCGCCUCGACCUGGACGACGGACGCUGGGAGGACGUGCACGUUAUCACCGGCGCGCUGAAGCUCUUCUUCCGGGAGCUGCCCGAGCCCCUCUUCCCCUUCUCACACUUCCGCCAGUUCAUCGCGGCCAUCAAGCUGCAGGACCAGGCCCAGCGCAGCCGCUGUGUGGGUGACCUGGUGCGCUCGCUGCCCGCCCCCAACCACGACACGCUGCGGCUGCUCUUCCAGCACCUGUGCCGGGUGAUCGAGCACGGCGAGCAGAACCGCAUGUCGGUGCAGAGCGUGGCCAUCGUGUUCGGGCCCACGCUGCUGCGGCCGGAGACUGAAGAGACCAGCAUGCCCAUGACCAUGGUGUUCCAGAACCAGGUGGUGGAGCUCAUCCUGCAGCAGUGCUCAGAUAUCUUCCCUCCGCACUGACCGCAGACCUGGGGCUGGGGGCGGCUGGAGGCCACUCAGCUGGACGUCGCGAGACCCUCCUCCUCCCACCCGUCUGCAGGCGGUUGUGACUUCCGCACCCCUCGGUUCCGAGGCUAUGGUGACCCCUGGUGGGCAGUUCGCAAAAUGUGAUUUUUCUGGGGCAUGUCCUGUUUGGGAUUAAUCGGGUUCUGCUUUCUAUCGCAGCGCCGCCUGCUGAGCGCGUGCGACAGUGUGUGGGGGUGAGUUUUCUGGGAGAGACCAUCCUGGGAGGAGGAAUUUGGUCAAGGGCUUCCUGGCUCCUUCAGACCUUCACCAAGACUGCGUGUGCCCCAGCCCUGUGCGGACCAUGAAGCAGCUAAGACAAUUUUCCCGCUGCCCAAACAGGGCUGACCCAGCCUCCAGCGUGGGCAGCUGGACCUGCCUGCCUCAGGGAUGAUGCUGGCUGUGGACCAGUUUCGCCUGCUUUCCUGUUCCAGCUCCAUGCCUCUGUCCUCCCUGACCCACUCAUGUUCUGAGCAAGGGGUCUCCAUGUUGGCUAAACAUGCACCCUGAACCUGCCACUUGACAUGCACCAUUUCCACACACCAUCCCAUUUUACAGAUGAGGAAACUGAGGCUUGCAGAGGCAAAGUGACUUAUUCAGAGUCCAGUGGAUGACGACUUCCCAGAAAAGGCUCCUCUCACACUAGAGCACAGCCAGGGGUGGCAGGGAGAUCAGUCCUUUCAGCUGCCCAUCCCCCAACCCCAGCAUGGGUCUGUGAGCAGAGCAAGGGGACUGAGCUGGGUGCAUUCUGUCUGGGCCUGGGGAGGUCUCUGAAGGCAAAGAGGGAACCUCCCCCAGCUAUUCUCUGCUGGGAGACGGGGCAAAGCACUGGCAGGAGCCCCCGCCCCUCUUAGCCCUCUAGCUGUCAAGUAUCCCGGCCUGGUGCCCACCUAACAUGAAGAGCUGGGAGAGACUUCGGGGUGGGGGGAAGGAGGACGCCACCCCAGGAUGGGAAGUGUGAUCCCUGGGGCUCGUGGCCCCUUCCCUCCUUAGACGUGAGCCACCUCAGUUUACAGAUCUCAACCACAGCCCCACCUACCUGUUCAUUUAUUCAAAAAAUGACAGCUACUAUUUAUUGGACAUUUGUACCAAGCCAAGCAUUUUACUUGGCCUAUCUCACUGUUUCUCACAGCCAAUAUUUAUUGUCUGCUCUUCUGUGCCAGGCACUGUGCCCUGGGGCGGGGACCGCACAUGCUGCCUGCCCUGGUGGAGCUUACGGUCCGGCGGGUGGGGCUGAGCCACGCCCACCCCAGUGCCAGCGGGGCCAGGGCAACAGCACACACGGAGGCCUCACACCACAUGGCUAGACAUUUGGAAGUUAUAAAUCAAGCUAACAACUGUUAAAUAAAAUAUGUUCUAUUCUCCUACUCUGACAGAUAUGCUUUGAUUGUGACGUGCAAGGCCAGGUUCUAAUUUAACCUUCUGUAACUUCUGAGUUCCCUGCUGCUCCAACGUGGGCAAGAGACGAGCUGGCCUGGCCCUCAGCUGCUCUCGUCUUCCCACCCUCACAGCCAUCUCGGCCCAAGGACAGGCUCACAUGCACACGUGUGGGCACUCUAUCCCUGUGUGCAAGCUGCCCGUGCCUCCUGCAACCC